AAUAUGGGGACAGUGGUACAAGUUGGGUCCAGUGUCCUAGUCUGGAUGGCCUGUCUGCUUCUGGCAUACUCACCUAGUGACCCUUCUCUCCCAAUCUCAGGAUCCAAAGUCACUCAGCCUGAAGUGGAUACCCCCCUGGGUCGUGUGAGAGGCCUGCAGGUGGGUGUGAAGGGCACAGAGCGGCUGGUGAACGUCUUCCUGGGCAUUCCCUUUGCUCAGGCACCACUAGGCUCCCUGCGGUUCUCAGCCCCACUCCCACCACAGCCCUGGGAAGGCGUGAGAGAUGCCAGCUCCAAUCCCCCAAUGUGCAUGCAGGACGUAGAGAGAACGCGUAACAGCAGAUUCACCCUCAACCAAAAGUUUCAGAACUUCUCUAUUUCCGAGGAUUGCCUGAUCCUCAAUGUCUACAGCCCUGCUGAGACCACUGCAGGGGCCAGACUGCCGGUCAUGGUAUGGAUCCAUGGGGGCUCUCUGGUAGUUGGCUCCGCCACCUCCCAUGAUGGAUCAGCCCUGGCUGCCUAUGGCAAUGUGGUAGUAGUCACUGUCCAGUACCGUCUCGGCAUCUUUGGCUUCCUCAGCACCAGAGACAAGCACAUGCCUGGCAACCGAGGCCUCCUCGAUGUGGUGGCCGCUCUACGCUGGGUGCAGAGAAACAUAGCCUCCUUUGGGGGUGAUCCCAACUGCGUCACUAUCUUCGGUAAUUCUGCUGGUGGCAUGAUCGUCUCAUCCCUGGUCCUGUCUCCAAUGUCUGCGGGGUUAUUUCACAGAGCCAUAUCCCAGAGUGGGAUUAUUACCAACAAGAUAUUGAAGGAGAUAAACCCAUGGCCUGAAGCUCAGACCUUAGCCAACUCCUUGGGUUGCAGCUCCUUAUCCUCAGCUGAGCUGGUGCAGUGUCUGCUACAGAAGGAAGGAAAGGACCUUAACAAUCAGAAAAACGUGAAAGUUUCCUACAUAAGCAAUGACUCCUUCUUCCCACAAAGCCCAGAGAAGCUCCUAACGGAGAAGAAAUUCCCCACUGUGCCCUACCUCCUGGGAGUCAACAAUCAUGAGAUUGGUUGGCUCAUGCUCAAGGUCUGGAAUUUCCUGGAGAAGUUGGAACACUUGAGCCGGGAGGAGCUGCUGGAGAUUUCAAGGCCCUUUCUGACCAGUGUGGAGGUGCCCCCUGAGAUUAUGCCAAUCGUCAUAGAUGAAUACCUAGACAAUGGCUCAGAUGCACCAGCCAUGAGGUAUGCCUUCCAGGAACUAGUAGGUGAUAUCGCGUUCGUCAUUCCUACCUUGAUCUUCUCAAAACACCUCCAAGAUGCUGGGUCCCCUGUCUUCUUGUACGAGUUCCAGCAUACCCCCAGUUCUUUUGCGAAGUUCAAGCCAUCCUGGGUAAAGGCUGACCAUGGUUCUGAGAGUCCCUUUGUCCUUGGAGGUCCUUUCCUCACAGAUGAGAGCAACUUCCUGGCCUUCCCAGAGGCCACAGAGGAAGAGAAACAGCUGAGCCUCACCAUGAUGGCCCAAUGGACCCAGUUUGCACACACGGGGAACCCCAAUGGCAAGGGGUUGCCCUCUUGGCCCCAGUUAAACCAGUUAGAACAAUACUUGGAGAUUAGCCUACAGCCGCGGAUUGGGGAGAAGCUAAAGAAGAACCGGCUACAGUUCUGGACAGAGACACUGCCCAGAAAAAUUCAAGAGUGGGGCCAACAACAGAAGAGCAGGAAAGCGCCAGAGGAACUCUGA
Molecule: messenger RNA, 1725 nt
Organism: Chionomys nivalis (European snow vole)
Lineage: Eukaryota; Metazoa; Chordata; Mammalia; Rodentia; Cricetidae
Gene: Ces3
Product: carboxylesterase 3
Exons: 13
Coding region: 4-1725 (573 amino acids)
Source: RefSeq, a predicted model, not a curated record